UUAUCAAUAUAUUCAUUUCAGUUUGAUAUCUAAACAUAUAUGUAUAUAGAAACCAGAAUAUCAAAAUUUAAUAAUCAAUGUCUGACAAUUCCCACCAACAGUUCUCCGGUGCAAUAGAGCCGCGCUCUGGCAAUAAAAAGCAAGAAGAUAAACAAGUCCGCUGGUGCAGUCGCUUGGAGCAGCAGCUGACCAGGCAGGAGCGCUCAACAAAGUUUCCUAUAGUGGGCGCCUUGGUCCAUAAGGCUCUGCGGCGGCGUGAGAAGGAGAAGGCUGAGGCCCAGUCUAGAAGCGACUGCAACAACAACAAUACCACCACCAGUGACAGCGAAUCGAAGGAAGAGUCGGGUAAAAUGGUUCUACCCUUUGGUCUUGGCCCCGAUGGCCAUCAUGUCGAUGCCAUACAAAGUGCUCCCAGUGCUCCGAGUGCCCCGGCAGCGCAUCUGGUGAUGCCACCGCCAUAUGCCCGUGGCCAAACGAAUAUCUACACGGGAGUUCCGAUUAUUGUGAAUCCUUACAUCGAUUUUAUUGUCGUCAAUGGUGACGACCGCUACAUGAUCCGAUGCGAAAGAAAAUCGGUGCUGGAGCGCAGCGUGGAAUUGGCCAAGCUAAUACACGCCGGACCGAAUAGCGGACGAAAGAGCGACAACCAUUUUCAGAUACUCAAUGUGGAUAAGAAUGACUUUGAGUUAAUUGUGCGAUACAUGGAAAAACAUUUCAUACCCUAUCGGGAUCACAAGCAUCUGUUGAAAAUCUUAGAACUAGCCGAUCGUUUCAAUGUACCCGACCUGAUCAUCUACUGCAUCCGCGAACUUGAUCUCAGCAUCUCGAGUGCCACAGCCCUGGACAUAUUUAAGGCUCUAUGGUUCUACCAGGGCAUCGCUCUGACCAACCAGCAUCAGACGGUAAUCACCACCCAAGAGACAGGAUUGCAGUUGGCUCGCAAGCAGGCCUCCAAGGCCAAGGCCAAACAGGCGGCGGCCGCCCAGAACUCCACUGCACAUGAAAAUGGGGCCGAUGGCGAUGGAGCUCAAAAAAAUCUCAUACCGAAUCCGAAUCCCUUUACCACCGAGGACUAUGGCGUGGCUCUACUCCACAACACCCUCCAAUUGAUUGACAUGCAUGCUGAACUCUUGCUUUCGAUGCGUGAAAUCGCUGAUCUCCGUUUCGAGGAGCUGGAGACUCUAGUGAAACGCGAAACGCUGCAACUACGCUCCGAGCUCACCCUCUUCGAAUGCCUGGCCACGUGGAGUCUGGCCGAGUGCGCCCGCAAGAAUCUCGAUGCCACUCCAGAAAAUCGUCGCACUGUUCUGGGACCCUUAUGUCUGACACCCAGAUACUUGCGCAUGAGCUCCGCCGAGUUCCGACGUUGUUGCGAGAGAAUCGAACUGCUCCCGCCCCUGGAGACUUCACUGGUCAGCGAUGCACUAGAGGGCAAAAAGCUGAAAAAUCUGACAGAUCAGCAAACAGAGCUGCUGGAUAAGUUCCGACAGCCACGAGCUGAAUAUGCCCGCAUGCCAGUGCAUCUCAGUGAUCGGAGUAGCCCAAAGAACUAUCCAAAGAAGAUGAGAUUGGCCCACGAGGGUCGACCCACAGAGGAGGGUUGCUGGGAAAAGGCUGGCAUGAAUUGUCUGCGUGUGUUCGUUUGCAUAUUCGAUUGAUCCGAGGAUGAUGGGGGGGAGGAUGAGGACGACGAUGAUGAAGAUGAGGAUGAGGAUGACGAUGAGGAAGAGGCGGAUGAGGAGUACGAGGCAAACGACGAUGAAAAUGAAGAUCAGAACGAUCCCACAUAGACUUGUUGCAUAAACGAAUAUUAGCGCUUAUGAAUUACAUAUAACUAUAUAGAUAUAUAUAUAUAUA
Messenger RNA from Drosophila willistoni, 1857 nucleotides. RefSeq lists its product as uncharacterized. Gene Ontology annotation, cellular component: cytosol. The record is from RefSeq and is a predicted model, not a curated record. NCBI's taxonomy places the organism in Eukaryota, Metazoa, Arthropoda, Insecta, Diptera, Drosophilidae. Bases 78 to 1658 code for a protein of 526 amino acids. The transcript has 3 exons. Gene Ontology annotation, biological process: neurogenesis.